AUGUCCGAGGAGACGACCCGCAAGCGAUCGCGCUUCGACCAGACCGAGCCAGAGCCAGCACGCAAGUCUCGCUUCGAUCGACGUUCGCGCUCACCCGCCGCCGAUGACAAGAAGGACUCCGAGACGCGUGAACGCAGUCCCAUCAAGAGUACAGAAGACAGUCCCGCGAAUGGCGACAAGUCCGCUGCAGCACAGGAUGCAGCCGCAAAGGCAGCAGAAGCGGCAGCGCGCAUCAACGCUUCGCUCCAAAAGUCGAAAGACACUGUCGUCACCCGCUCGCGCGAGGAAAUGGACCGCCACUUUAGCCCCUCCACCCAACCCGGCGCUGCCAAAUCUCCCUCCGAAACUCCAGCCUCGGGCGGCACGCUGAACGCAGAAAUCUACCAACAGGACGGCGACUUCAUCAAGGACAUCGAGGUCAACGACCUGCGCAACCGCUACACCCUGACCAAGGGCAGCACCCAGAAGAUGAUCAAAGAAGAGACUGGCGCCGAUGUCACUACCCGCGGAAACUACUAUCCGGACAAGAGCUUGGCGACCGCUGCCAACCCACCACUCUACCUCCACGUCACCAGCACCACCAAGGAUGGCCUCGAGAAAGCCGUGCAGAAGAUCAACGAGCUCAUGCAGCAGGAGUUACCGAACCUCAUCGACGAACGCCGAUUCCGCCGCCGCGAAGACCGCCCCGAACCCGAACGCGAUGCCCUUGGUCGUCGAAAGUGGCCAGAGAAGCGCAUACCAAUCGAUCUCGAACCCAUUCCCGGCUUCAACCUGCGCGCCCAAGUAGUCGGUCAUGGCGGCAGUUACGUGAAGCACAUUCAGCAAGAGACGAGGUGUCGAGUCCAGAUCAAGGGUCGUGGAAGUGGCUUCAUGGAGCACGACACUGGUCGAGAAAGUGAUGAGCAGAUGUAUUUGCAUGUCGCCGGGCCCGAGCAACAGAUGGUAGACGAGGCAGAAUCGCAGUGUAUGUCGCUCCUGGAUGCAGUCAAAGAGGCAUACGACGCAUUCAAAGAGCGAGGUCCUCCAAACCGGGGCGGCGGCGGCGGUGGAUAUGGUGGUCACGGCGGCGGCCAAGGCUACGGUGGGGACGAUGAUCGUCGUGGAGGCGGAGGCGGAGGAUAUCGUGGAGGCGACAGACAGAACUCCGGCUCUUACGGUGGUGGCAGUGCUUACGGCAAUGGAGGUGGCAGCAGCUAUGGCGGAUACGGAGCAGGAUACGGCGCCCAGCAGCCAGCAGCUGUCGCAGGCUACGGUGGCGCUCAAUCCCCGACCCAAACUGUCGCAGCAGAGCCAGCAGCUACAGAUCCGGCUGAACAACAGAGACAGUAUGAGGCAUGGGCGGCCUACUACGCUGCAAAUCCAUCUGCAGACCCCUACGCCGCGUACGGAGGCUAUGCCGCAGUCAUGGCCCACUACAUGCAGGGUGCAUCGCCGGGCAUGUGA
Fulvia fulva is the source of this 1443-nucleotide messenger RNA. RefSeq lists its product as uncharacterized. Gene Ontology annotation, molecular function: RNA binding. Bases 1 to 1443 code for a protein of 480 amino acids. NCBI's taxonomy places the organism in Eukaryota, Fungi, Ascomycota, Dothideomycetes, Mycosphaerellales, Mycosphaerellaceae. Gene Ontology annotation, cellular component: nucleus. The transcript has 8 exons. The record is from RefSeq and is a predicted model, not a curated record.